UUGUAUUUACCCAACAUUUAUUGUUUAAAGUCUGUACUCUUUUUAGGUUUGUUUAUGUGUGUGCCGAUGAGUGGUCUGUGGCUGUCCAGAAAUAGAUAUUUCUUGUAAUACCAUAAAAUGAAAAUAAAAAUGAAAUCUAACACUACUACUUGACAUUUUUUAGGUGUUAUUAUUGCUUCGUGUGAUGGCUGGUGAUACAAAUUGACAAUAAACCAUUUAGUAAAUCUAACCAUCAACCUCUCUUUCUCUGAAGACAACAAAUUACCCAAAGUCUGUAGAAAAGAGAUCUACCAUAUCCAAACCACCGGAACACACAAAUCGAUCCGACUACCGGCAAAUGGGGGAGCAACAGUAUUACUACUACUCCCAGGCAACGCUUUCUCCUCCUCCUCCUCCUCCCGCCGACGAAGAAAGGAAGCUCUUCCCACCCAGCAGCUCACCUUGUUCCUCCUCCUCCUCCUCCUCUGCAGAUCUCAUGAGCAGUAAGAAAGCAGGAGGUGGCGGAGGUGUUGAUAAGGCGGCGGCGUACAGAGGGGUGAGGAGGCGGCCGUGGGGGAAGUACGCGGCGGAGAUAAGGGACUCGACCCGCCACGGGGUGAGGGUGUGGCUGGGGACGUUCGAGACGGCAGAGGCGGCGGCGAUGGCCUACGACCAGGCGGCGCUGUCCCUCCAGGGAACCAAGGCCGUCCUCAACUUCCCCGUCGAUGAGGUCAGCAGGUCCCUCAGGGAGAUAGGCUGCGGCAGCGGCGGCAGCAUAUUCGAGGAAUAUUCUUCCCCUGCUCAGGCGCUCAAGAGGUCGCAUUACAUCAAGCGGAAGGCACUCGGCCGGAGCAAGAGAGAGAAGAGGCCGCUGCCGGUUGAGACAGGCCGAUCGAAUCAGCAGCAUCUUAAAAAGGAGGAAGUGGUGGAGUUUGAAGAUCUUGGAGCUGCUUUCUUGGAGCAGUUGCUGUGUGAGAGCUCCUGCAGCGAGACAAGUACUGCAGCUAAGUCAGAGGGGGAAACUGAAGGCGAGUCAUGAGUGGGAAGGCAAAUGAGGAAUUAAUGGCAAAUGCUUCAGCAAUAUCACCAGCUAUCAGCUGUGUUGAGUUUCUCUACUGCUCGAUGUCCACUUGCAUGUUUGUUUUCUUGCUUAGUGGGUGGUUUCAUGGUAAUCGAGUACUACUUGAAAAUAAAACUUGUUCAUCUUCUCUUGUCCAUUCAUUUCUACUGUUUUCCUUUGCGUUUUAUACAUGGAGUUUUAUGAUGUCGUUAUAAUUCAUGAGAUAUGAAAGUUGUACAUAUAAGUAAUAUCGUCCAAGUACUCGAUAUUUCAGGAGAAGCACCUAAUUAAUUAACCCACAUAUUAAGCAAGCAAAUUGUGGGUAAUUGAUAAACUUGGCAACUCCAUGGGGAAACUGAAGAAAAAGUUAAAGGAAGUUAUCAUUAAUUCAUUCCUCUAAUAGCUAGCUAGCUAGCUUGUGGCCUAGACACAAUAAUGCCGUAAAAAGUGA
Molecule: messenger RNA, 1490 nt
Organism: Linum trigynum
Lineage: Eukaryota; Viridiplantae; Streptophyta; Magnoliopsida; Malpighiales; Linaceae
Source: the annotation of a GenBank genome assembly